Molecule: messenger RNA, 1359 nt
Organism: Diaporthe batatas
Lineage: Eukaryota; Fungi; Ascomycota; Sordariomycetes; Diaporthales; Diaporthaceae
Exons: 4
Coding region: 1-1359 (452 amino acids)
Biological process (GO): sphingolipid metabolic process
Molecular function (GO): glucosylceramidase activity
Source: RefSeq, a predicted model, not a curated record
AUGAAAACGUUCAAGGCACUGAUAGGCCUAGCUUCGGUGGGACUCGUGACUGCUCAAACUGCGAUCACUGUAAACAUUGGAACGACAUACCAGCAAAUCGAUGGAUUUGGCUUUUCACAGGCUUUCGGCCCAGUCCGAAGGCAAGGACUAGAUUACUUGUUCAACACCACCACGGGCGCCGGGUUUACCAUCAUUCGAAACCGGAUAGGAUCGGGCGGAUCGGGCGAUAGUAUAUUGCCCAAUUCUCCGGGGUCUCCCGCAGGCAAUCCUGCAUAUUCAUGGAAUAACGAUGAUUCCGGGCAGGUGUGGCUAAGCCAAGAAGCAAUGAGGUAUGGUGUGAAAACCAUCUAUGCCGACGCCUGGAGCGCGCCAGGUUUCAUGAAGACCAACGGCGUCGAGACCAAUGGGGGCUACCUUUGCGGGACGACUGGGCAUUCUUGCAGCUCUGGAGACUGGAGACAGGCAUACGCGAAUUUUCUGGUCAAAUACGUGCAGUAUUACAAAGAUGCAGGUAUCCCAGUCACGCAUCUUGGCUUUCUAAACGAGCCAGACUAUACAGUGAGCUACUCCUCAAUGCUAAUCAACGUCAACAACCCGGUUGAGGUCACGUCCUUCCUUCCCAUUCUCUCCGCGACGCUUCAGUCAGCAGGCCUCGACACCCAAGUCAAGAUUGCAUGCUGCGAUACAAUCGGAUGGGGAAACGCCAAGACAGUGGCUGGACGCCUCAUCUCUGCCGGCGUGGAGAACUACCUCGGCCUUCUGACAAGCCAUAUGUACACCGGCGACCCAAACUCGGCCAUCACUGGUACGAAGCUCCCAGUUUGGAUGACAGAAGGGGCAGAUCUAAGCAGCCCAUGGGCGACAACAUGGUACAAUAAUGGCGGGCUUGCCGAGGGACUCACAUGGGCGAACAAGGUCGCUACUGGAAUCCUAAACGCCAAUCUGUCGGGAUACAUCUAUUGGCAAGGUCUCGAAGUUAACCAAGGUCAAGCGUCUAGCUACCUCGUGGCCGUCCUCGACAGUAAGAACGCGAUACCGUCCGGGAGGUUGUUUGCAUUGACGAUGUGGUCACGAUUUGUUCGACCGGGAGCUGUCCGUGUUGGCACUUCGGGAACCAUCUCGGGUGUAGCAAUCGGCGCUUUUAAGAACGCAGAUGGUUCCGUUGUCGUGAUCUUUACAAACUCGGGCGGCUCAGCCCAGUCCUCCAAGAUCUCUUUCAACGGAUUCAGCCCCUCCGCUGCGUCAGCCUGGCUGACAGACAACUCGCACUCAGUUACUGCCACAGUUGUUACACUCUCUGGCGGCGCUGUGACCGUUCAAAUUCCAGCUCGCUCUGUCGUCACGGUGAAAUUGACGUGA